This is a messenger RNA of Suhomyces tanzawaensis NRRL Y-17324, 1575 nucleotides long. RefSeq names its product Ole2p (gene OLE2). Gene Ontology annotation, molecular function: iron ion binding; stearoyl-CoA 9-desaturase activity. NCBI's taxonomy places the organism in Eukaryota, Fungi, Ascomycota, Pichiomycetes, Serinales, Debaryomycetaceae. The record is from RefSeq and is a predicted model, not a curated record. Gene Ontology annotation, cellular component: endoplasmic reticulum membrane. The transcript has a single exon. Gene Ontology annotation, biological process: unsaturated fatty acid biosynthetic process. The coding region runs from base 1 to 1575 and encodes 524 amino acids.
AUGGCUCAGCAGAGCCCACCACCUCUGGGCGUACGUGUCUCACCACCCAGAAUAGCCGGCACCACCCACAAAGUACAAAGGAGAAAGGUCAAAAACGAUACCACCAGUAGCCAGAUCAUCAACCAUGCAUCCCACUUGAAGAAUACCCAUAUGAACGAAAUGCGCAAACGUAAGCGGGACUUUUUCAACCGUAUCAAUUAUGGAUACGCAUUGACUGUUGCCGUGAUUCCAGCGUUGGCAGUGCUCUACCUAUUGCAAGGUAAGGAACCCAUCAUCCCCUCCAAGACCAGCACCUUGUAUUUCACCAUAGCAUAUUUCCACUUCACAUUACUAUCGUUCACCAGUGGAUAUCACCGAUACUUUGCCCACAACUCGUUCAAAGCUAGAUGCUCGUUUGUCCAGUACUACUUUGCGAUUUUUGGCAGCAGCAUAGGGUUGGGUUCGAUACGAUGGUGGGCAUCGUUGCACCGAGCCCAUCACCACUUCACUGACGACACGGAGAGAGACCCGUAUCUGAUCAAGCGAGGGUUCAUCUGGGCGCACUGGGGAUGGCUCAUCAAGAAACCCAAGAUUGUUACGUUUUACACCGAGUUCAUGGAACAAGAAUUCCCCAAGAAGACUGAAGCUCCCGUCAACGAAGCUCUUGACAACGACCUGGUGUACACCCAGGGCAACAUGACGCGUAACGACUACGAUGAGAAUAUCCAGCGUCUCUUGGUGUGGCAGGAGAAAUAUUACUAUCCGCUCCAUUUCCUCACCACCUGGGUCAUCCCCAUCGCGGUGACAAUGAUGUUGGGAGACUCCUUUGCCCACGGGUUGUUGUACCCUGGGGUAUUGAGGAUGUUUGCGUGUCAACAGGCGUUGCUCAGCACCGAGUCAGUGUGUCACUUGAAGAGCAUCCAUGUGUCGAUUCCUAGCCAGCCCUUCAAUGACAAGAACUCGUCGCAAAACUGCCACAACCCAUUGGUGACGCUCUUGACCUAUGGCCAAGGCUACCAGAACUACCACCACGAGUUCCCCCACGACUAUCGAUCGACGGCUUCUCCAUUGGCGUUCGACCCCACCAAAUGGUUCAUCUGGACCCUCGACAAGCUUGGGGUGGUGGAAGAGCUCUGUCGCACUCCGGCAGACUUGAUCACCCAGCUCCGCAUCCAGCAGCAGCAACAGGUGAUCAACAGAAUGAAAAGCCAGCUCAACUGGGGCACCCCCAUCUCCAAGCUUCCCAAGAUCACCCCCACCGACUUCAAGCGCAUCAUUGCAUCUUCAUCCAACAAGGACCGCAUUUACAUCGUCAUCCAGAAUAUUAUCCACGACAUCACUCCGUUCAUGGACCAGCACCCGGGAGGCGUGCCUUUACUCAAGGCCUCACAUGGUAAGGACGCCACCAAGGCGUUUUACGGAGGCGUCUACGGCCAUCUGACAGCAGCAGUCAACCUUUUGGCCACCAUGAGAAUUGGCGUAUUGGACGUGGGCAACGAGGAGGAGGUUUGGCGGCGCGUGGUGAGAGAAGAAGGCGAUGUCGACGGAUCCUCGGGACGCCAGAUGCAGCUGUAUAGAACGGCAGAGGCUGCCUAA